AGGCAGCACCAGGGGCUCUCCAGUCUCUCCUGCAAAGCCGCGGCUGGGAGGUCACUCCCGGAGAUCCCCGGCCAGCCCGUGGCCUGCCAGCGCAGGAUUUGCUCCGGGAUCUGGGGCGGGCACGGGGCGCUGCGGCUCGGGAGCCAGCCUCCCUCCCAUGCUGCCGGUGCCACGGCACAGCCCGCAGCAGCCUUUGCACAGGAGGAGCGCAGCUCGGUGAGUCCGGCUCGGCGCCUUUCAGGUCUCUCCAGCGCCAUGCCUCGGGCCACCAUCCUCAUCCUCAUCCUGGCCGGGCUCUGCGGCUCCUCCCUGGGCCAGUACAACGAGGAGGAGGACCUGGCGUGGCUCCAGUACUACCUGCGGCAGUCCCGCGUCUCCUCCUACAACUACGUGCCCUACUACGAGGAGGAGAGCCCCGCGUACGCCUACUCCUACCCCUCUGCCACCGACACGGAGCCCGAGCCCGAGCCCGAGCCGCAGCAAGCGGCGCCCUGGCGGUGUCCCCAAGAGUGUGACUGUCCCCCCAACUUCUCCUCGGCCAUGUACUGCGACACGCGCAACCUGCGGUACCUCCCGUUCGUGCCGUCGCGGAUGAAGUACGUUUAUUUCCAGAACAAUCUGAUCACCUCCAUCCAGGAGGGGGCCUUCGACAAUGCCACCGAGCUGGAGUGGCUGGCGCUGCACAACAACCAGAUCAGCAGCGAGAAGAUGGGGAAAAGGGUUUUUGGGAAGCUGCAGCGCCUGGAGAGGCUCUACAUGAACAACAACAACCUGACCAGGCUGCCCGGCCCGCUGCCGCGCUCACUGCGCGAGCUCCACCUCUCCUAUAACCAGAUCUCCAAGGUGCCUUCCAACGCUCUGGAGGGGCUGGAGAACCUCACGGCGCUGUACCUCAGCCACAACUUCAUCUUCGAGAUGGGCGCGUCCCUCAAGGGGCUCAAGUCGUUGAUCCUGGCCGACCUGAGCUACAACAACCUGAGGAAGGUCCCCGACGGGCUGCCGGCGUCGCUGGAGCAGCUCUACCUGGAGUACAACUACAUCAACGCCAUCCCCGACGAUUAUUUCCAGGUGUCCCCCAGGCUGCUGUACGUGAGGAUGUCCCACAACAGCCUGACCAACCAAGGGCUCUCCAGCAACACCUUCAACAGCAGCAGCAUCCUGGAGCUGGACCUCUCCUACAACCGGCUGCAGAAGAUCCCGCGGGUCAACACCAACCUGGAGAACCUCUACCUGCAGGGCAACCAGAUCAACGAGUUCUCCAUCAGCAGCUUCUGCUCCGUGGUGGAUGUCAUGAACUACUCGCGGCUGCAGGUGCUGCGCCUCGACGGCAACGCCAUCAAGCGCAACGCGGUGCCCCCGGACGCGCCGCUGUGCCUGCGCCGCGCCACCGUCAUCGAGAUCUGAGCCCCCCCAGGACUCUGUCCCCCGCCCCCGGGGGGACUCCCCUCCUUCCUGCUUUCCCAUCCCACUCGGCUGGGUGGUGGCGGCGUGCUCCCGGUUUUCCCGAAAUUCUCCAUUUUUUUUUUUUGCGCUCAGAUCUCGGCUCUGGGCCCGCCACAAAGCGCUGUCACCUCCUGUCCCGGGCUGGGGUGGGACACGGCAGGGGUGGGGCUCAUCCCGCCUUGGGCAUGGGGAAAUCAAAUCCCGACCCCAAAUCCGGGUCUGAACUCCCUGAAAGGAGAAUCCUUCCAAGGGGAUCAGACCUUUUUCCAUGGGGAAAUCCCAAUCCCGACCCCAAAUCCAGGUCUGAACCCCCUGAAGGAGCAUCCAUCCAGGGGGAUCAGACCCUUUUCCCAUGGGGAAAUCCCAAUCCCAAUCCCAAAUCUGGGUUUGAACCCCCUGAAGGAGCAUCCUUCGAGGGGGAUCAUACCCUUUUCCCAUGGGGAAAUCCCAUGGGGAUCAGACCCCUUUUCCAUGGGGAAAUCCCAGUCGCGAUCCCAAAUCCAAGUCUGAACCCCCUGGGAAGAGUAUCCUUCCAUGGGGAUCAGAAUCUCUUUCCAUGGGGAAAUCAAAUCCCGAUCCCAAAUCUGGGUCUGAACCCCCUGAAGGAGCAUCCAAGGGGUUGGGAGCUGCAGGAGUGAAGGGUUGAAGAUCUCCAGGCUGGAGGAUCCCUCAGUGGGGUGAGGAGGAACAAAUCCUUCUCUUCCCUUCCAUUUUUCCCCCUUUUCCAUCAACCUGCUCCAGAAUUAAUGAGAGAAACCCUAAAGGAGAGAAACCCACCCUGGGGUGAGAGGGAAACCCCCGAGGAACUGGGGCUCCCAAAUCUUCCUCCCGACCCCCUGGAGCCGGGCAGGACGGGGAAAAUCCUGGUGCUGUCCCCCCCCUGGAGCUGUCACCCCUGGAGCUGUCACCCCCAGCUGCCCCUCCCUGAGCUCAGGCCCCCGGGAUAUCCCAAUUAAAACCUCAAAACCAACCACAGAGCCACGCUGGAAUUCCCUAAAAAUCCCAAAUUCCCCAGCUCAGCCCCUCGGGUGGCUGAGUUUGAGGACGAAGGGGCAGCUGAGCUUUGGGGUCGCCAGUCCAGGUGGUCACCCCGGCCCUCCGCGUUGUUCCUGCAUGCAAAGUUCAUUUUUAAAAACCCAGAAAAAUCCCAUAAUUUCACCAGCAUGAACUGUAAACCCCAAAGCCGUCAAUAAAACCCUUCCAGUGCCUGCA
Molecule: messenger RNA, 2655 nt
Organism: Onychostruthus taczanowskii (white-rumped snowfinch)
Lineage: Eukaryota; Metazoa; Chordata; Aves; Passeriformes; Passeridae
Gene: FMOD
Product: fibromodulin
Exons: 3
Coding region: 256-1404 (382 amino acids)
Molecular function (GO): protein binding
Source: RefSeq, a predicted model, not a curated record